CCAGGAGAAGAGUUGUGAAUUGUUGCUGUUCGCUAUCAGCUGAUAAUACAAAUACUUUAUUUGUAUUAUCUCUUUGGCAGAGUAUGAAUUGUCUAGAUUCCCUGUUGCUCAAAUAGAUAAGCCACCACGUCUAUUAACUCUUCCAAAAUUCAAUAAAGAUUUUCCACAUCACCGAUGGCUGAUUGGGGACCCGUUGUAAUAGCAGUGGUUCUGUUUGUGCUAUUGAGCCCUGGGCUUCUAUUUCAACUCCCAGGAAAUAAUCGGGCAGUAGAAUUUGCAAACUUUCAGACAAGUGGACUCUCUAUUUUCAUACAUACCAUUCUCUUCUUUGGCCUCAUUACCAUAUUCCUUAUUGCCAUUGGUGUCCAUAUUUACACCGGUUAGCUAGCGUUUGUCAUCCAAUGCUCCAUUUUAAUAAACUAAUGUUUUCUUUGAUCAAUUUUUUUUUUUUAUAUAUUAUGGUUGUUGGUGUACCAGAAUACUCUCAUAGAUCUGUUUGUGUUUUAUUUUAAUUUGCCAACUAUUACAUGCUCUGCCAGUUGUUUGACUGUUUUUCAGUAACAUAUAUACUCGUUGAAGUUGAAUAUAUCAAACGGAUCCAGAAUUUAAGUUAAA
Solanum lycopersicum (tomato) is the source of this 615-nucleotide messenger RNA. RefSeq lists its product as uncharacterized. Lineage: Eukaryota; Viridiplantae; Streptophyta; Magnoliopsida; Solanales; Solanaceae. The record is from RefSeq and is a predicted model, not a curated record.